Molecule: messenger RNA, 4246 nt
Organism: Crotalus tigris (Tiger rattlesnake)
Lineage: Eukaryota; Metazoa; Chordata; Lepidosauria; Squamata; Viperidae
Product: TLR adapter interacting with SLC15A4 on the lysosome-like
Exons: 3
Coding region: 3124-4035 (303 amino acids)
Biological process (GO): regulation of toll-like receptor signaling pathway
Source: RefSeq, a predicted model, not a curated record
UGAAAUGGAACUAUAAUUUUCCUGCUUGAGCAGAGAGUUGGAUUAGAAGAUCUCCAAGGUUCCUUCUCAUUCUGUUAUUCUUUUAUUUAUAAUGAAACAUUUUAAUUUGUGAAAUUGUUUUAUAAAACAUAAUUGCUAAAGCUACGUUUUAUCUGACAUAUAAAAUAAACCUUAAUUAACCUUAAUAAAGUAGUACAUUUCUUGAUCCAAUUAAAUCAUUUACUUUUAUUUAGGGAGAGGCUUCUACAAGUUUUUUAUUUUAAUGGUCAUGGGAUUGGAAUGUUUAAAAAUUCCUCACUAAUAGCUUGGUUGAUAGCUAAGUUUAAAAAUUUGCUUAGGAGGACAACUUAAGUUAAUAAACCUAUUCUGUCAGUAGAAGCUUAUAUCUGAAUAAACAGAACUUCAAAGGUCCUCUUCUUCACUGGCAACAAAACGUCUGGAAAAAAUUUAAUUGUCCAUUGCAGUUCAUUAGCAAUAAUCAAAUACAUACUUUGAGCAACUGAUGUGUAUAGCAGAAUGGCUCUUACAUAAGAGUUCAGUUGGGAACAUUUCUCCCUGAGGGAAAAUGGAAUGAAUUGUCAUUGGCCAGUGCCUUAGUCUGGGAGAAAAUGUUGAGUGAAUAAUAAUAAGAAUGGAUAGAUACAGAUUCUAACAGAAGUCAAGGCAAAAGGCUACAUUCAGUUGAAUGUACAUGCUAGUUGCCAUUCAAGAAUUCCCUCCACUAUAUUUUAAAUAAAAAUGAAAACCAUGCCAAUUAAGACUUUCAAUAUGAUAAUGUAACACAUAUAUUUUAAGCUGGAAAACAAGUAGCUUUAUUUAUUCAUUUAGUCAGUCAUCUUAUAAGGUACCAUAAUAACAUAAGCAACUAGGUUAAUGUGUAACAUACUAAAAUUAUCAAAUAGUGGCAAACAACAACACUCUAUUACUCUACUGGAGAAAGAAAGAUUGAAACUGGAGGAAUAAUAUCACAAUAUCAUUGCAUAUGUUGAAACCUCUAUGUUGAGCAACAGCAGAGUUCAGCUAUACAAACUUCAGCCAGGAUGAUACUAUCCCACAGUAACUAUUACGUUUUUUGACUUAUAUGCAGAUUCUUUGACCAAUUCAAAUAACAGACUCAAUAUAAUGAUUAUAUGACCUCGUCCCAAUUUUGAAAAACACUGAAAAGAAGCAACUGUGCAGUUAUUUUUUUCAUAUUAUCUGAAUAUGCUAUAAAAUUGGGAUAUUUUGUUUGGCUUCUAUCAGAAAGCUGUUGCUGGUCCCUCAGAGGAAGAUAAAUUAUUUUUUACUUAUUUAUUUAUCAAUCACAGUGAUUCUGCAUAAAUCUAAUCAUGAAUUGACUAUUUCACAUGACAUUUAUAAAUAAUGUUAUUCAAAGUAUGAAAUUUAAAAAAUUUAAAAAAUGCAAUAGCAGUUUCAUCUAGUCAUACCUGACAUUUUUUAUUUUAAGCCAACAUUCUUUAAAUGAUGCUUUCUGUUGUGCCAUCCUACAGAGUUUCUUGUUCCUAAUCACUGGGGGUUAGAAAUUUUAGUCAAGUUGUAAAUACUUACCACACAACAAUAAACUAUUUUAAUAACAUACAGUUCCACAAAAAGGUUUCAUAUGAAAAUGAAAAGAGGAAGAAAGAAUUAUACAGACUGACACAAGAGAGGGAUUUGUACAUUUCCUUUUUUAAUACAUUCAGGGGAUUUCCAUUUCACGAGCAAUGCAGUCAGGAAUUGGGUAGGGGAGGGGGGACAGGCAUGUCAAAGAAAUCUUUGCCCACAUUAACGGAAACAAAAGUAUUGCAUAUAUGUGUGUGUGUGUCAUAUAUGUAGAUAUAUAUAUAUAUAUAUAUGACAUCCAAAGUGUUAUACCACAUUUCUGUUCAUCAUUAUACAACUGGGAACUGAUCUUGCCUUAAAGGAGAAGUUUAAUUUUUAUAGGUAAGUGAGGACUAUUUAUUUAUUAUAUUUUUACAAAUAAGGCAGUGAACAUAUCCAACACAUCUUUCUUCGCCUAUUUUCCAACAACAAAAACUCUGUGAGAUGAGUUGGGCUGUGGGUGACUGGCCCAAGGUUACCCAACUGGCUUUCAUGGCUAAAGCAGAACUUGAACUCACGGUCUCUUGCUUUCUAGCCUGGUGCCUUAACCACUAGACCAAUCCUUCCACUGCAAAUCCUGGUUUCUGCAUAAUUUAAAUAAACAAAUCCUAAAUUUGUAAGGAUUUUAAAUACAGUCUAAAAUAAAAUAAUUCAAGGAAAUUAGUGACACAUUCAUGCAUUGCAUUAAGAAAUGGAUGCCAAAAUGAAAAAUCACAUAAUGAUAACAUGACUAUGCCAAAAAUGUGUUAACUGAACAAGUAUGUGCAAAGACAAAACCAGCACAAUGUGCUACAUUUAUAUAUAGCAUAAUAGGUUAAACGCAUUUAUUAUCUGCUGCUAAAAUAUGCAGCAGAUUAUGCAGCAGAAAUAUGUAGCAGACACUACCUUCACUGUCUUUAGAUGACAGUGACACUAUAAUUUUAUCGUGAGACAACUAAUGACAAUUAAUGACAAUGCUAGACUCAUUUUUAUGGAAUUUUCAGCUGGGAUAGAUUACUGAGACCUUUGUAGUAGCCUAGAUAGAUGAUCUAAAUUAGAAAUUAGAUGUGGGCAGUGCAUUCCUGCUAGUUUUCCAGAGCCCCUUAAUAGCUUUUGGUGCCAUUGUUUCAGCAUCUUUUUGGCAGUGUAUUCUUGUCAGACCAUGUUCUAAAGAAAAUGCUGUGCAGUUAUAUUUGUUACGUAGGCUGUUGAUCUUUGGUCCUACAAUAAUUUAUCUUGUCACCAUAUUGUUUAAUAUGUAUGUUAAACAUUUUUGGAAACAUCAUGUGAGAUAUUGGCAUUGCAUGUCAUCAGUAUAUUGAUGACACCUAACAUAUUUGAUUUUCUGAAAGACUCUCAAGACUUGGUUAUGCUGUCAGGACAUGGCCUUCCUGAAAAGCAGAGAUUUGUCUCAGUGGUUCCAUUAGUGAGGAAGCCAUUUUUAUCCUCCCUUUGCCUAUGAAAUUAUUGUCUUUCAAAGCAGCCUAUAUUCAAAUAUAAGCAAUUCAAAAUAGAGGAAAAACCCUUUUUUGCAGAUUCAAAAUUAGAAAAACAGAAUAUGGAAUGGAAAAAAAGGAAGAUAAAACAAUUUUAUUAAGAAUGUUGUCUGAAGGAUAUCUUUGUAAAAUCCCUUAUCAUGAGCUCUUGAAUUACACGCUCUAUGGAACAGAAACAGAAGAGGCAAUACAUGAAUUGAAGUCAUUAAAUGGUGUCACUUAUGAAUCAACAGACAACAUGCAAAGUAGAAGUUUAUUUUGCAAUUAUAGAUCCAUGGACACAUUUAUGAUCUCUGUUUCUUCCAAAAAACACAAAAAUAAUAAACAAAAGAAAGACACAUUGAAACAAACUAUUCAGUAUCCAAUAUUUGAAAGGCAAACAUCUGAACCUGUGGAAAUCUGUGUGGGAUCAUCCAUAAGCAAAGACACUUACCUUGUUCCUUCUUCUUGUAAAAGCAUUUGUAAGAACUACAAUGACCUGCAUAUCGCUGGUGAUCAAGUGCUGCCAAUGAAUUCAAUUAAAAGAGAUGCUAUUUAUGACAGUGGGAUAUGCCCAUUCUUGGAAUCGUCAGAGAUUCCAUUGGCAAUAGAUUCAAUUCCAAUAUUGCCUGUUGAGGUCCCGCGGAAACCGUCCCAAAGGAAUUCAUCAUGCUGCAUCAUGGCCAGCAUCAUGCACCAUCAGCAGCCUCUCUCAAAUUCAAUUCUGAAUAAUUAUUUGGAAGAGAAAGUGCUAGAGCUUUAUAAACAAUAUAUCAUGGAUGUGAUGGGCAGCAGCAUAUCUCCCACUCAAAUCUUGACUUCAGAGUUCAUAAUGACAAAUGUAGAUCAAAUCAGCAUGAAACUAUCCCAAGAGAUGAACAUGAAGACCACCGAAGCCAAAGAUAUGGUUAUUAACUGUCUUCUGCAAUUAGCUAGUGGAAAGGUGUCAAGUGAAAUGAGCACUCCCAGUCUCCACAUUUCCCAGUUCAGCACUAAAUAAAGUUCACUCUAUCUUGAAAGGUAGAAAUCAGUUUAAUUUCUGAGUUAUAAAACUACUAAAUAUUGGUCACUCCCAAACCUAGUGAAAGCUUCCUUUUGUGUAUGGGAGCAUCAUUUGGCUGUACAGAUAAUUUAUAUAAUGUAAAUCCAUUAUGUCUAAUAACAAUAAAGAUAACUAUGAAUUUUUCUCUUAAUAAAUCAUUUUUAAAUGA